AUGGGUAGGCUCAAUCCUAUAUUUUUUUGGUCGCUUUGCCUUAGUUUGUGCCUCUUUCUCUGUCCCACAUCGGCGCAGCUAAAAACAAACUUCUAUGCCAACGUCUGUCCCAAUGUCGAAAACAUUGUAAAAAAUGUCGUCACUCAGAAAUUUCAACAAACAUUUGUUACAGUCCCAGCAACCAUCCGUCUCUUUUUUCAUGAUUGCUUUGUCCAGGGUUGUGAUGCUUCGGUUUUAGUUGCUUCCACUGGAAACAACAAAGCAGAGAAGGAUCAUCCAGAUAAUCUGUCAUUAGCCGGAGAUGGUUUUGAUACAGUGAUCAAAGCCAAAGCAGCAGUUGAUGCAGUUCCUCAGUGCAAAAACAAAGUCUCUUGUGCUGAUAUUCUUGCCUUGGCCACCAGAGAUGUCAUUGUUCUGUCUGGUGGACCUUCGUAUGCUGUUGAGUUGGGGAGAUUGGACGGGCUAAGUUCAAGUUCUAAAAAUGUAGAUGGGAAGCUCCCCCAGCCAACCUUCAAUUUGAACCAGCUCAAUUCCAUGUUUGCUGCCCAUGGGUUGUCCCAGGCUGACAUGGUCGCUCUUUCAGCGGCGCACACCGUUGGAUUCUCUCAUUGCAACAGGUUUUCCAAUCGGAUUUACAGCUUCAGCCCAGGGAACCCAGUGGACCCCAGUCUGGACAAAACGUAUGCAACUCAACUCCAACAGAUGUGUCCAAAAAAUGUGGACCCCGACAUAGCCAUCAACAUGGACCCAAACACGCCCAGAACCUUUGACAAUGUCUAUUUCAAGAAUCUUGAGCUUGGGCAAGGCCUUUUUACCUCAGACCAGGUCCUUUUCACGGACGCAAGGUCUCAGCCCACGGUAAAAACCUGGGCCAAAGACAAAGCUGCUUUUCAACAGGCUUUUAUUACCGCGAUGACCAAGCUGGGCCGGGUCGGAGUCAAGACCGGCAAUAACGGAAAUAUUCGUAGCGAUUGUAGUGUUCUUAACUAA
Prunus armeniaca (apricot) is the source of this 990-nucleotide messenger RNA. Lineage: Eukaryota; Viridiplantae; Streptophyta; Magnoliopsida; Rosales; Rosaceae. The record is from the annotation of a GenBank genome assembly.